Molecule: messenger RNA, 603 nt
Organism: Prunus armeniaca (apricot)
Lineage: Eukaryota; Viridiplantae; Streptophyta; Magnoliopsida; Rosales; Rosaceae
Source: the annotation of a GenBank genome assembly
AUGAUGAAGCGAGAACAUCCAUCACAUUUGGUUGCCCAGAAACACCGUGAAUUGUUUCCACAAUGGUUUUUGGAUUCUGUGAAUAAGUUGAAAUCAUCGAAUUCCCCAACUUACAGUGAUGAGUUAUAUAACUUGGCGUUCAGCCCGAUUCGCGCUCUAUUGUUCUCGGGUUGUAAUGUUAACGGCGUCAAAUUUUUGGGGGUUCCACGAGAUGACAAGUUGUGUACACAAAACAGCGGUGUCCAUGUCUCAGGUGGAGGUGAAAAUGACCCUAAAGCCAGAAGCUGUUGGAACGUUGUUCAAAAGAUGGAUCAUAGGAACGUGUAUGCUAUACCAAAACUAGACCCAACUGACAACGACGUCGACAAUGUGGCUGACCAACGUUUAGAAUCUUCAAUGGAAAAUGAUGCGGAAACACUUCGAGAUACAAAUGUUAUACAAGAGCCAUUUCAAAUACAAGGAGUGUCUUCAAUCGAAAUACCGAUUCAGUCAAUUACAAUUGACCUCGGUGAUCUUCCGCGAUACGAUGUUGCAGUUGGCCCGAGCAACGACGAUGAUGUAGUUAUAGAGGAGGCAGAGGAGGAGGAGGAGGAAAAGGAUUGA